AUGGCCUUGGCAUCUCAAGCCGCUUUGUUGGACGAGUUGCUGGGAAAAAAUCGCGAUGCAGUUGACAGUGACGCGAUGAAGGGUCCUCACUGGUCAGAUGAGGACAUGUGCAAAUCGUUCUUAUGCGGGUUUUGUCCUCAUGAUCUGUUUGUCAAUACGAAAACUGACUUGGGGCCGUGUGACAAGAUGCACGAUGAACGGCUGCGAGAAAAUUAUAAAAAGAGUAGUCGCUUCGAAAAGAUGGGUUACGAAGAGGAGUUCUACCGAUAUCUCUGUUACCUUCUUGAGGAUGUCGACAAGCGCAUCCGUCGCGGACACGAGCGUCUAUCGGUGAGUAAGAGUGUUGCGCCCGCUGAUCCCGAAGCCGCUGCUGAGAAGGCUGAUAAAAUAGCAUCUCUGACAAGAAGAAUUAAUGAUCUCGUUGAGCAGGCCGAACAAUUGGGUACCGAAGGCAAUGUUGAUCAGGCUCAAGGUGUUCUUAAACUCUGUGAGCAGUUAAAGUUUGAAAGAUCUCAGUUAGAAGGUGAUGCGCGACCCGGUGCCGGUCAGGUAACUCUGUCUAAGGAGUUGGAGGUAUGUGAGAUUUGUGGUGCCUUUCGAAUAAAAGACGAUGCGCCUCAACGAGUGGAGGAACACCUUGCCGGAAAAAUGCACCUUGGAUAUGCAAAGAUACGAGAUUACGUUAGGGAGUACGGGGAAAAACGCCUCAGAGAAAGAGAAAAGGAACGAGAGGCCAGAGCCUCUCGCCAGCAUCACCGUAGUGGGAGUCGCCACCGGUCCAGUCACAAUGACAAAAGACGUCGUGACCGCUCACGAUCUCAUUCCCAUUCACGAAAACAUCGUGAUCGCCAUAGUCGCCAUAACGACCGUAAUUCUCAUAGGCCAUCAAAAAGAGCAGUCUCCCCGUUUAGUGCUGCUCGUAGACCCCCAGAAGGCGCCGAAGAUGACUAG
This is a messenger RNA of Mesocestoides corti, 951 nucleotides long. NCBI's taxonomy places the organism in Eukaryota, Metazoa, Platyhelminthes, Cestoda, Cyclophyllidea, Mesocestoididae. The record is from the annotation of a GenBank genome assembly.